Spirodela intermedia is the source of this 1008-nucleotide messenger RNA. Lineage: Eukaryota; Viridiplantae; Streptophyta; Magnoliopsida; Alismatales; Araceae. The record is from the annotation of a GenBank genome assembly.
AUGGCGAGGAUGAGAGACGCAGAAGCGGAGCUGAAUCUUCCUCCGGGGUUCCGCUUCCAUCCCACCGACGAGGAGCUAGUGUCCUACUACCUCUGCCGGAAGGCCGCCCACCAGCAACUCCCCGUCCCCAUUAUCGCCGAGGUCGAUCUCUACAAGUACGACCCUUGGCAGCUCCCAGGUACCCACCCGCCCCUCGCCCCCUCUCUCUAUCUCUCUCUAGCUUUCUCUCUCUUCUGCAACUCACGGAUGAGUUUCCUGUGGGAGCAGAGAUGGCGCUGUUCGGGAAGAGGGAGUGGUACUUCUUCACGCCGAGGGACAGGAAGUACCCCAACGGGUCACGGCCGAACAGGGCCGCCGGAAGCGGGUACUGGAAGGCGACAGGGGCCGACAAGCCGGUGACGCCGGGGGGGAGCGACAGGGCGGUGGGGAUCAAGAAGGCGCUGGUAUUCUACUCCGGCAAGGCUCCCAAGGGCGUGAAGACCAACUGGAUCAUGCACGAGUAUCGCCUCGCCAACAUCAACCGCGCCGCCAAGAAGGGCGGCGGCAGCCUCAGGGUAAGCAAGACCGGCUAUGGCUUCUGCAAUGUCUCCGGGUCCGGUGAUGGGGGCUCGAUCUGACCGGCUGUGGCUUCUGCAGCUCGACGACUGGGUGCUUUGCCGGCUUUACAACAAGAAGAACGACUGGGAGAGGCGGCGGCCGGUGGCGGACGCCGGCGAGGAUACGGGCUCGGAGAGCUUGAGAACGCCGGAGUCGGACGUGGAGAACGAGGUCACCCCCCCGGAGGCGGCGGCGGUGGAAGAUUACGCGGCGAGAUCGCUGGAGUUUCCCAGGGUGGUGAAGGAGGACAACGACUGGUUCAUGGAUCUAAAUCUGGACGAUCUUCAGAGCUCCUUCAUGGCCUUCAACGGCGCCGCCCCUGGCCGGGACCUUUCCUAUCAAGAUUAUCUCCUCGGGGGGCUCGCCUCCCCGCAGCUGAGACCGGGAAUGGGCGGCCUGCCACCCUUCUGA